GGGACACCACAGCACACGCAGCCCAACCAGCACAGCUCCCGUCCAAGCUAAUUAACCAACAGAGAUGGCCCUCCAAUCCCACGUGCUGCUGGCCGCUCUUGUGCUCUGCGGCCUGACUCUAACACUCGCUUUGCCAGGGGAUAUCCCAAGGUGGUGCCGCUGUCGUCGCACCACCCAUAACUUCAUCAGCCCCAAGCACUUCAAGAAACUGGAGAUUAUGUCCCCGGGAGCCUACUGUCGCCAGACAGAGAUAAUUAUUACACUGAAGAACGAGAACACGGUUUGUAUCGCACCUGAGGUCAAGUGGAUCCACAAAGUCAUUAGCAAGUUUGUGAGCAGUAAGGACAAUGUCAACACUACACAGAUCCCCGCAACUGCCUCCACUGCUCAAUAAGAUGUAAAGGACAUUGGGACAAGAGUUUGAAGAGGCUUUGAAGCACCAUUGAUUUUCAUAUUCUUGAAAAAGACACAUUAGUCUAAUGGAAACAUUUUUAACCAUGCUUGAUGGACCUUUAGUGUAAUGAACAUGAAUGUUUGUAUUUUAAACUUGUUACUCUUGUUGACAAUGUAACCUGCACGACAGGGUAAUGACAUUUACUUAUGUAGGGACAGUCUAUAGACUCAUUUACAUUUGUUCCCAUUUAUCUUCAGAGACCUUUUUGAAAUAAUAUUUUUCUACUUUUCUGAUAUUUUGCUAUUUUCUACUUCUA
Molecule: messenger RNA, 710 nt
Organism: Alosa alosa (allis shad)
Lineage: Eukaryota; Metazoa; Chordata; Actinopteri; Clupeiformes; Clupeidae
Product: interleukin-8
Exons: 4
Coding region: 65-394 (109 amino acids)
Biological process (GO): cellular response to lipopolysaccharide; neutrophil chemotaxis; inflammatory response
Cellular component (GO): extracellular region
Molecular function (GO): CXCR chemokine receptor binding; chemokine activity
Source: RefSeq, a predicted model, not a curated record